AUGACCGAACCCAAGACGUCUGGGAAGAUUGCUAUUAUCACCACUAGCACCCGCACUCCACGGGUUGGCCCAAAGGUCUCAGCUUUCAUUCACGAGAUGCUGCUUAUGGAGUACCAACAGCAUCAACCGGCCCUCUCCUUGACUCUAGUAGAUGUGGCCGAAUUCAAGCUUCCAUUAUUCGAUGAACCGGUCUUACCGGCCUUGGUGCCAGCGCAAGCGUCAUUCAUAUACGAGCACAGCAAGAAAUGGAGUACCGAAAUCGCCCAAUAUGACGGCUACGUGUUUGUGAUUCCUGAAUACAACCAUGGAAUGUCGGGGUCGACUAAAAAUGCCGUCGAUUAUCUCUUCCAUGAGUGGGUCGGGAAGCCUGUUCUCAUCGUCUCCUAUGGGACCAUGGGCGGAGCGAACGCAUCUAAGCAAUUCAAGGACGUCCUCCAAGGCAUGAGACUGAAAGUGUGCGCUACGUCGCCCACUCUGCCUUUCAAAGGUGGCAUAGUUGAUCGGACUGAGGGCUUCGCGGCCGGAAAAUCGGGCAUUCUGGGAGAAGCUACUCGUGGGGAGUGGGAGGAGAACAAGAAGGAGGAGAUCUUGAAGGGUUUCGGGGAACUGCUAAAUCUCCUUUCUCGCCAAAACUGA
This is a messenger RNA of Talaromyces proteolyticus, 636 nucleotides long. Its product is annotated as flavoprotein-like protein. The coding region runs from base 1 to 636 and encodes 211 amino acids. The record is from RefSeq and is a predicted model, not a curated record. The transcript has a single exon. Gene Ontology annotation, cellular component: cytosol. Gene Ontology annotation, molecular function: FMN binding; oxidoreductase activity. Lineage: Eukaryota; Fungi; Ascomycota; Eurotiomycetes; Eurotiales; Trichocomaceae.